Messenger RNA from Acomys russatus (golden spiny mouse), 1739 nucleotides. RefSeq names its product putative dimethylaniline monooxygenase [N-oxide-forming] 6. Bases 17 to 1615 code for a protein of 532 amino acids. Gene Ontology annotation, molecular function: N,N-dimethylaniline monooxygenase activity; flavin adenine dinucleotide binding; NADP binding. The transcript has 8 exons. NCBI's taxonomy places the organism in Eukaryota, Metazoa, Chordata, Mammalia, Rodentia, Muridae. The record is from RefSeq and is a predicted model, not a curated record.
GACAUUCUUCCGAGUCAUGGCCAAGAGGGUGGCCAUCGUGGGGGCUGGUGUCAGUGGCUUGGCCGCCAUAAGGUGCUGUUUGGAGGAAGGGCUGGAGCCCGUCUGCUUUGAAAGGAGCAACGAUGUCGGAGGCCUAUGGAAAUUCUCGAGCCACGCGGAGGAAGGAAGAGCCAGCAUUUACCAGUCGGUAUACACCAACUCUUCCAAAGAAAUGAUGUGUUUCCCAGACUUCCCCUAUCCCGACGACUUCCCGAACUACAUGCACCACAGCCAGCUCCAGGAAUACAUCAAGUCAUUUGCUCAGAAGAAGGGUCUGUUGAGAUAUAUACAGUUUGAGACACUGGUUUCCAGUAUAAAGAAAUGUUCUAGUUUCUUGGCCACUGGUCGAUGGGUAGUUGUUACUGAAAAGGAUGGGAAGCAAGAAUCUGAGCUCUUUGAUGCUGUAAUGAUUUGCUCAGGGCAUCAUGUGUACCCCAAUAUGCCAACUGACUCUUUUCCUGGCCUGGAGCACUUCCAAGGCAAGUGCCUGCACAGCCGGGAUUACAAGGGCCCAGUGCCUUUCCAGGGGAAGAGGGUCCUUGUGAUUGGCCUGGGGAAUUCAGCAUCUGACAUCGCUGUUGAGCUCAGUCGUCUGGCUACACAGGUCAUUAUCAGCACCAGAAGUGGCUCCUGGGUCAUGAGCCGGGUUUGGAAUGAUGGGUACCCUUGGGAUAUGGUAUACGUUACCCGCUUUGCAUCCUUCCUCCGACAAGUUCUUCCUUCAUUUGUCUCUGACUGGUUAUACAUCAAGAAGAUGAACACAUGGUUCAAGCACGAGAACUACGGCCUGAUGCCUCUAAACGGUACCCUCAGGAAGGAGCCCGUGUUCAAUGAUGAACUCCCAUCACGUAUCCUGUGUGGCGCUGUGACCAUCAAGCCCAGUGUGACAAAGUUCACGGAGACCUCUGCCGUGUUUGAGGACGGAACUGUGUUUGAGGCCAUUGACUGUGUCAUCUUCGCAACAGGCUAUGGUUAUGCGUACCCCUUCCUGGACGACUCCAUCAUCAAAAGCAGAAACAAUGAGGUCACCUUGUUCAAAGGCAUCUUCCCUCCUCAGCUGGAGAAGCCAACCAUGGCGGUGAUUGGCCUCGUCCAGUCCCUCGGCGCAGCUAUUCCCACGGCUGACCUGCAGGCUCGCUGGGCUGCUAAAGUGUUUACAAACACAUGCACCCUGCCAGCUACAAAUGAAAUGAUGGAUGACAUCGAUGAGAAAAUGGGCAAGAAGCUCAAGUGGUUUGGUCAGAGCCACACUCUGCAGACAGAUUACAUCACAUACAUGGAUGAGCUGAGCUCCUUCAUAGGAGCCAAGGCUAACAUACCGUGGCUCUUCCUCACCGAUCCCCAGCUGGCCCUCGAGGUGUACUUUGGCCCCUGUAGUCCGUACCAAUUUCGAUUGGUGGGACCAGGGAAGUGGGAUGGAGCCAGAAACGCCAUCCUGACCCAAUGGAAGCGGACGGUGAAGCCAACAAGGACUAGGGUGGUGGGUGAAGCGCAGAGGCCCCGUCACCUUUACAGCUUUCUGAGAAUGCUUUUCUUCCCAGUGCUCUUUCUGGCUGUUUUGCUCACGUUCUAUUAGUAAUAAGAGCUGUCAGGUGGCAGAGUCCCGCCUACAGCUGUAACUGAUGAGUACAACACGCAAACAGGUGCAGGCACGCAGACUCACCAAGGGCCCCUCCUUGCUUUGCUGCAGGCGUGAAAGG